This is a messenger RNA of Oryzias melastigma (Indian medaka), 2344 nucleotides long. It is a transcript of the gene slc24a5, whose product is annotated as solute carrier family 24 member 5. The transcript has 9 exons. The coding region runs from base 459 to 2003 and encodes 514 amino acids. Gene Ontology annotation, biological process: melanocyte differentiation; intracellular calcium ion homeostasis; calcium ion transmembrane transport. Gene Ontology annotation, cellular component: membrane. Gene Ontology annotation, molecular function: calcium channel activity; calcium, potassium:sodium antiporter activity. The record is from RefSeq and is a predicted model, not a curated record. NCBI's taxonomy places the organism in Eukaryota, Metazoa, Chordata, Actinopteri, Beloniformes, Adrianichthyidae.
CAGGACUUGGUGCAACAUUUCCACCCCUCCUGUUGACAUCAGCAGGCGUAACAUUAUUAGAAAAGCUUUGGCUUCAGGCUUUAAAAGAGUACAAUUCCUCCACCACUGAAGGAGUAAAACCCAUUUCCUGCAUUAGAGUUGUGGUGGAUCUGUGUAAAAGUGCGAUUAUGAUAAAGACCAGCUCUGAUGCGCCUCAGGCUGGAGUUUGUUCAAGUCAAGUGGAAUGACUCACAACUCGUGAUCCCCCCCUUUCUUUCCUUGCAGCUCCAAAGCUUAAAAGAUGCUUUCACCCCCCAAUAAUCUCCCUUUGCAGCUUGUAGUCAUAGUGUAGAGCUGCAUGCAGUGCUUAUCCAGCCUACGUGCAUGCAUUUUUUUUUGCAACCUUAUUAGGCUAAAUAGAUUUAAGAUUUCUCCAAAAACUUCUUGAAAUUAGGACAUUUGAAACUUUUCAGAUUAAUAUGAGUCAGGCUGAAAUCUUGAGGAAAAAGACAAGAAAGGAGUUUAUACCUUAUUUCUUGGGGUUCGUUAUUUUUUUGUAUGGGACAGUUCAUUUUAUUUCAUUUACAGCUAAAAAUGCUGAGUUUGCUCCCACUGUGAGGGUGCGCCGGGCCCUGGAGAAUGAGACCGAAUGCAUUUCACCCCAAGCCUCAGAGUUUCCUGACGGCUUCUUCACCGUGCAGGAGAGGAAGGACGGAGGGCUGGUCAUUUACUUCAUGAUCAUUUUCUACAUGCUGUUGGCUGUUUCAUUAGUCUGUGAUGAUUACUUUCUACCCUCCUUGGAAGUGAUCAGUGAACGUCUGGGCCUUUCUCAGGAUGUAGCAGGAGCCACCUUUAUGGCAGCAGGAAGUUCUGCUCCUGAACUUGUUACAGCUUUUCUAGGAGUGUUUGUGACAAAAGGGGACAUUGGGGUCAGCACGAUUGUGGGAUCAGCUGUCUACAACCUGCUUGGAAUCUGUGCUGCCUGUGGAAUUUUGGCCUCAGUGGCGAGGCGUCUCACCUGUUGGCCUCUGUUCAGGGACUGCCUGGCAUAUGGAAUCAGUGUUGCUGCUGUUAUUGGCAUCAUUUCCGAUAACAAAGUGUACUGGUACGAGGCCGCCUGUCUGCUUCUGGUCUACGGUGUCUACAUUGUUGUCCUGUGCUUUGACCUCCGCAUCAGUGAGUUUAUCCUGAGGAAGCUGAGCCCCUGCUGCACCUGUUUGAGCUCUGGUUCUAGUGACAAAAUGGAAACGCAGGCUCUGAUUGGCUGGAACGACGACACCAGCUUGAGAAUCUGUGGCCGUUCCAGAACAGAUAGCGGAAUCUUCCACGAUGACUCAGGGUACUCUCACUUGUCCCUCAGCCUGCACGGCCUCAAUGAGAUUUCUGACGCAGAGCAGAAAAGUGUGUUUUCCAUGCCAGAGAGCGACCUGAAGAGGAUCCUCUGGGUCCUGUCCCUGCCUGUGAUCGUGCUGCUUUUCAUGACGGUUCCUGACUGUAGAAGACGGUUCUGGAAGCAGUGGUUCAUGAUAACGUUCUUCAUGUCCGCUGUUUGGAUCUCUGCUUUCACAUACGUACUAGUCUGGAUGGUCACUGUUGUCGGGGAGACACUUGGCAUCCCCGACACAGUCAUGGGACUCACUUUGCUUGCUGCUGGAACCAGUAUACCAGACACAGUGGCAAGUGUGAUGGUGGCCAGAGAAGGUAAAGCCGACAUGGCCAUGUCCAACAUUGUGGGCUCUAAUGUGUUUGAUAUGCUUUGCCUGGGCCUGCCUUGGUUCAUCAAGACUGCUUUUGUCGACACCAUCAACCCAGUAGAGGUCAACAGCACCGGACUGAUCUUUGUUUCAUGCACACUCCUCCUUUCCAUCGUCUUCCUUUUUAUAGCCGUCCACGUUAACGGAUGGAAACUGGACUGGAAGUUGGGGCUGGUUUCUCUGAUCUGCUACAUCCUCUUUGCCACCUUAUCGAUUCUGUACGAACUGGGGAUUAUUGGGAAUAAUCCUAUACGAUUGUGCAGUGACUGAAAACACAACUUUCUCAGGACUGAAGCCAUUUUUUAAAUCUUCAUAUACUAAGUCAACAGUGGACACCCUCCUUUAAGAAGCAAGUUUCACUGAGUUGAAGACGCUUCAAGAUCAACUUUUUCAAGUCCAGAUGGCCUGAAGAACAGAAUCUUCACAAAUUACACAAGUUGAUUUAUUCAAGUACUAGAUUUUUCUAAAGGUGUACCUUCACCUGUUCUGAUUCACUCUGAAUUGUUACAGUGAAGGCCAGUCAUUCUCCCUUCCCUCAACAAGCUCCACAAGUGGACUCAAACAUACUGUUCUUACUGCUGAGUGAAAUAAACAUGUCAGUUGAACUUAAA